Spirodela intermedia is the source of this 1362-nucleotide messenger RNA. NCBI's taxonomy places the organism in Eukaryota, Viridiplantae, Streptophyta, Magnoliopsida, Alismatales, Araceae. The record is from the annotation of a GenBank genome assembly.
AUGCCCAGUGCCCUGCAGAGGAUGAGAGCCAUGGAGGCCUCACUGUCGAAGGCCGGCAGAGCCUACCCCGACUGCGCCGCCAUGGCUACGAAUCUGCGCACGAUGGCAUACAACUCAGAGGAGCAGCUGAGAGCUCAGAGUCACCAGGUCUCCCACCUGGUUCAUCUCGCUGCCGGAACCAUCUCCAAGGGCCUCCACUGCCUCUCCAUGCAGUUGACUUCCAGGUACUUCGGCCUGCGGCCUGAGCAGCGGGAGCUUCCAAAGAAGAGCAGGACCCGCCGGGCAGAUCUCUACCACCUCGCCAUCUUCUCUGACAACAUUCUCGCCUGCUCCGUGGUGAUCAAGUCCGCUGUCUCCUCAUCUGCGGUGAUGAUAAUCCCCCCCCCCCUUUUCUCCCCCCAUUUUGAUCCCCGAAAUUGGCAAUUGAAACAAAAAGCCAUGAAGCUUAUUCUCCUGGUUUGUGUUUGGUGUUUCUUUCCUACAGGAUCCAUCAAAGCUAGUGAUCCAUGUGGUGACCGACUCCCUCAACUUCCCGGCGAUGACGAUGUGGUUCCUCAUGAACCCGCCUCGCCCGGCCUCGGUCCACGUGGCGAGCACUGAGGACUUCGCCUGGCUUCCCGUUGACUUUGGCUCCCAAUUGCGGCGGUCGGUUGGGGUGAACCCGAGGUUUGUCUCGCCGCUCAACCACCUCCGGUUCUACCUCCCGCAGAUCUUCCCCUUUCUGGGCAAGGUGCUGCUCCUCGACCACGACGUGGUCGUCCGGAAGGACCUGAGGCCGCUGUGGAGGGUUAACCUCAAGGGGAAGGUCAACGGCGCGGUAGAGACGUGCGGCGGCGGCAGCAGCCCCUCUCUCCGGCUGGAAAGCUUCGUCGACCUGUCGGACCCCGCCCUCGCCGGUGCUUUCGACCCCAAAUCGUGCCCGUGGGCGUUCGGGAUGAACAUCUUCGACUUGGACCAGUGGCGCCGCCGGGGGUUGACCGAGGUUUACCAGAAAUGGCUCCAGCUGGUUAGUGUUCUCUCUCAUCUCCUCUCUCUCCUCUCUCCACUCUACAUGGAACCAAGCUUGUAUGUCGGCCGGUGCAGGCGGCGGAGAGGACGUCGUGGAAGGCGGGGACGCUCCCCCUGGGGCUGUUGACCUUCUACAACCACACGCGGCCUCUGGCGCGGCGGUGGCACCUGCUGGGGCUCGGCCGCGGGGCUGACGGCGCCGCCAGGGCGGACGUGGAGAGGGCCGCCGUCAUCCACUAUGACGGCAGCUUGAAGCCGUGGCUCGAGGUCGCCGUCCCCAGGUACCGGGGCUACUGGGCCAGGUUCGUUGACUACGGCCAUCCUCUUCUGCGUCAGUGUAACAUCCACGAGUAG